AGCUCCAUGGCGCAAGCUUACUCCUCACUUGUAAAACUAUCUUAUUUCAUGCAAGAAACAUGAUCAUAAACUUUCUACAUUUGUAUUUUCUCCUUUAAAGCACAACUCAAUCCUAUCCUUUUUCUCUGUCUCUUACAACUCUACUACCAUGGCAACUCCUGUGCCAUUUUCUGAACCCAAAGAGCAUAUUUUCCGAAGCAGGUAUCCUGCAGUCCCGGUGCCAGAAAAUGUCACAAUACCAGAUUUUGUAUUACAGGAUGCUGAAUUAUAUGCAGACAAGGUAGCAUUUGUGGAAGCUUUAACUGGAAAGGCCUACACUUAUGGUGAAGUGGUUAGAGAAACCAGGAGGUUUGCUAAGGCCUUGAGGUCCAUUGGCCUUAAGAAAGGACAAGUAGUGAUUGUUGUACUCCCAAAUGUUGCUGAAUAUGGCAUUGUAGCACUGGGAAUAAUGGCUGCUGGUGGAGUUUAUUCUGGUGCCAAUCCUGCAGCACAUGAAUCUGAAAUUAAGAAGCAGGUUCAGGCUGCCAAUGCCAAGCUUAUUGUAACCAAUGAUCUUAGCUAUGGGAAGGUGAGUAGUCUAGAGCUUCCGGUGAUUCUGACAGGCGAAACGCGCAUUGGAAGUGCAAUGAAUUGGCAUGAACUGCUUGAUUCGGCUGACCGAGCAACUGACAAAUAUGUCUGUGAAGAUGUACAUCAGAGUGACCUAUGUGCACUUCCAUUCUCAUCAGGCACCACUGGGAUCUCAAAAGGUGUAAUGUUAACUCAUAGAAACCUGGUAGCUAACCUGUGCUCAAGUCUCUUCAGUGUUGGACCUGAAAUGCUUGGUCAGGUUACUACUCUGGGGCUAAUUCCAUUCUUUCACAUCUAUGGCAUCACUGGAAUAUGUUUUGCAACUCUUAGGAACAAGGGAAAAGUGGUAGUGAUGAGUAGAUUUGAACUCAGGACAUUUCUUAAUGCACUGAUCUCACAGGAGGUCACAUUUGCACCAAUUGUGCCUCCAAUUAUUUUGGCCUUAGUUAAGAACCCCAUUGUAGAGGAAUUUGAUCUCAGCAAGCUCAAACUCAGAGCAAUUAUGACUGCAGCUGCUCCACUUGCUCCUGAGCUACUCACAGCUUUUGAAAAGAAGUUCCCUGGAGUCCAAGUUCAGGAGGCAUAUGGACUGACUGAGCACAGCUGCAUCACACUGACCCAUGGAGAUCCUGAUAAAGAACAUGGAAUUGCAAAGAAGAACUCAGUAGGAUUCAUUCUUCCAAACUUGGAAGUAAAGUUCAUAGAUCCUGAAACUGGUGGAUCUCUCCCCAAGAACACUCCUGGUGAAAUUUGUGUAAGAAGCCAAUGUGUAAUGCAAGGCUACUAUGACAAUAAGGAGGAGACAGCCAGGGCUAUUGACCAAGAUGGGUGGCUACACACUGGUGAUAGUGGAUACAUUGAUGAUGAUGGAGAUAUUUUCAUUGUGGAUCGAAUCAAAGAACUAAUCAAGUACAAAGGUUUUCAAGUGGCCCCUGCAGAGAUAGAAGCUAUCCUUCUCGCUCAUCCCUCUGUUGAAGAUGCAGCUGUCGUACCGCUGCCAGAUGAAGAGGCUGGGGAGAUUCCAGCAGCUUGUGUGGUGAAAAACAAAGAAGCCAAAGAAAACGAAGAAGAUAUAAUAAAGUAUGUGGCUUCUAACGUUGCCCAUUAUAAGAAAGUACGAGUUGUACAGUUUGUGGAGAGUAUCCCUAAAUCACCUUCUGGAAAAAUAAUGAGGAGACUUAUCAAAGAAAAGAUGAUUGAGAAGCUGCAGCACAAUCCAAAGCCUCUGCCUCCCAAUUCACACUAGUUUUAAUUAAUCCCCUUGGGACAUUAAUAAUGAUGUUUGUGAACUUCUGUUUCAGUUAUAAUCAUAAUCCUUUUCCCUUUUUCUUA
Molecule: messenger RNA, 1902 nt
Organism: Manihot esculenta (cassava)
Lineage: Eukaryota; Viridiplantae; Streptophyta; Magnoliopsida; Malpighiales; Euphorbiaceae
Product: 4-coumarate--CoA ligase-like 1
Exons: 6
Coding region: 149-1816 (555 amino acids)
Biological process (GO): fatty-acyl-CoA biosynthetic process
Molecular function (GO): long-chain fatty acid-CoA ligase activity
Source: RefSeq, a predicted model, not a curated record